AUGCAACCUCAUCACAGCCACCAGCCUUGCUGGAGCGGUCUCCCAAGCCCCAGCGUCCGUGAGGCGGCCUCCAUGUACGGCACCGCCGUGGCCAUCUUCCUGGUCAUCCUGGUGGCUGCGCUGCAGGGCUCGGAGCCUCCAGAGAGCCCCUUCCCCUACCACAUCCCCCUGGACCCUGAAGGGAUUUUAGAGCUCUCAUGGAACGUCAGCUACGUCCAGGAGACCAUCCAUUUCCAGCUCCAGGUGCGAGGGCUGAGGGCUGGGGUCCUGUUUGGAAUGUCGGAUCGAGGAGAGAUGGAGAACGCGGACCUCAUCAUGCUCUGGACUGAUGGCGACAGGGCCUACUUUGCGGAUGCCUGGAGUGACCAGGAAGGGCAGAUCCAUCGGGAUUCCCAGCAGGACUACCAGCUGCUCCAGGCAAAGAAGACUCCAAAUAGCCUAACCCUGCUCUUCAAGAGGCCCUUUGUCACCUGCGACCCCAAGGAUUAUGUCAUUGAGGAUGACACCGUCCAUCUAGUGUACGGGAUCCUGGAAGAGCCAUUCCAGUCGCUGGAGGCCAUCAACACCUCGGGCCUGCAUACAGGGCUGCAGCGGGUGCAGCUUCUGAAGCCUGAGGUCCCCACUCCAGCCAUGCCUGAGGAUGUACAAACCAUGGAUAUCCGGGCCCCUGAUGUCCUCAUCCCCGACAGUGAGACCACAUACUGGUGUUACAUCACUGAGCUACCCCUGCACUUCCCCCGACGCCACAUCAUCAUGUAUGAGGCCAUUGUCACGGAGGGCAAUGAGGCCAUGGUGCACCACAUGGAGGUCUUCCAAUGUACACCUGAGUCUGAGGACUUCCCCGAGAUCAACGGACCCUGUGAAUCCAAAAUGAAACCUGAGCGACUCAACUACUGUCGACACGUGCUGGCGGCAUGGGCCCUGGGCGCCAAGGCAUUUUACUACCCAGAAGAAGCUGGUGUCUCCUUUGGGGGCUCGGAGUCCUCCCGGUUUCUCCGAUUGGAAGUUCAUUACCACAAUCCAAGGAAGAUCCAAGGCCGGCGAGACUCCUCUGGCAUCCGCCUACACUACACAGCUGCUCUCCGACGCUAUGACGCGGGCAUCCUGGAGCUUGGACUAGUGUACACACCCUUGAUGGCCAUCCCCCCGCAGGAGACUGCCUUUGUGCUGACCGGCUACUGCACUGACAAGUGCACCCUGAAGGCACUGCCGGACUCUGGAAUCCACAUCUUUGCCUCCCAGCUUCAUACACACCUGACUGGCCGGAAGGUGGUUACUGUGCUUGUCAGGAAUGGCCGAGAGAGGGAAGUGGUGAACAGAGACAACCACUACAGUCCCCACUUCCAGGAGAUCAGAAUGCUGAAGAAGGUUGUGACAGUCCACCAGGGGGACGUCCUCAUCACUUCGUGCACGUACAACACAGAAAACAAGACGCUGGCCACGGUGGGAGGGUUCGGAAUCUCGGAGGAGAUGUGUGUCAACUAUGUGCACUACUACCCCCAGACACAGCUGGAGCUCUGCAAAAGUGCCGUGGAUGACGGCUUCCUACAGAAAUACUUCCACACAGUAAACAGGUUCGGCAGUGAGGAGGUCUGCACCUGCCCUCAGGCCUCUGUCCCCCAGCAGUUCGCCUCUGUGCCCUGGAACUCUUUCAGUCGUGCAACACUCAAGGCUCUGUAUGACUACGCUCCAAUCUCCAUGCAUUGCAACAAGACCUCUGCUGUCCGCUUCCCGGGUGAGUGGAAUCUGCAGCCUCUGCCUAAGGUCACCUCCACUCUGGAAGAACCCACCCCACGCUGCCCCAUCCGACAGCCUCAGAGCCCGGCUAACCCCACUGUGGUCAUCACAUCCCCCGGAGGAAGAUGCUGA
This is a messenger RNA of Apodemus sylvaticus (European woodmouse), 1869 nucleotides long. It is a transcript of the gene Dbh, whose product is annotated as dopamine beta-hydroxylase. Bases 1 to 1869 code for a protein of 622 amino acids. The record is from RefSeq and is a predicted model, not a curated record. NCBI's taxonomy places the organism in Eukaryota, Metazoa, Chordata, Mammalia, Rodentia, Muridae. Gene Ontology annotation, biological process: norepinephrine biosynthetic process; dopamine catabolic process; octopamine biosynthetic process. Gene Ontology annotation, cellular component: secretory granule membrane. Gene Ontology annotation, molecular function: copper ion binding; dopamine beta-monooxygenase activity. The transcript is spliced from 12 exons.